This is a messenger RNA of Chelmon rostratus (copperband butterflyfish), 2286 nucleotides long. It is a transcript of the gene slc7a14b, whose product is annotated as solute carrier family 7 member 14b. The transcript has 7 exons. Gene Ontology annotation, molecular function: amino acid transmembrane transporter activity. Gene Ontology annotation, cellular component: plasma membrane. NCBI's taxonomy places the organism in Eukaryota, Metazoa, Chordata, Actinopteri, Chaetodontiformes, Chaetodontidae. The coding region runs from base 1 to 2286 and encodes 761 amino acids. The record is from RefSeq and is a predicted model, not a curated record. Gene Ontology annotation, biological process: transmembrane transport; amino acid transport.
AUGGCGGCGUGGCUGGGCCGGAUGUCUCUGGGCGACGCCUGGUUCAACAUGUAUUCUCGCCUCCUGCGAACCAAACCCGUGGGCUCCAUGGCUCACAGCUCCGACGACCUCACCGAGCUUGCGGAGGGGUCGCCGGUUGGGCUCGCCAAGGUCCUAACCACCGUGGACCUGGUGUCGCUCGGAGUGGGCAGCUGCGUCGGCACGGGGAUGUACGUGGUCGCUGGACUGGUUGCCAAGGCGAUGGCUGGGCCUGGGGUCAUCCUGUCAUUCGUUAUUGCAGCGGUGGCGUCCAUACUGUCAGGCGUGUGCUACGCAGAGUUUGGUGUCCGGGUCCCCAAGACGACCGGCUCGGCCUACACCUACAGCUACGUGACAGUGGGGGAGUUUGUGGCAUUCUUCAUUGGCUGGAACCUGAUCCUGGAGUAUCUGAUUGGCACAGCGGCAGGGGCGUCAGCUCUCAGCAGCAUGUUCGACUCACUGGCCAAUCACAGCAUCAGUAACUACAUGAUAACACACCUGGGCACACUCAGAGGACUCGGUAAGGGUGAGGACACCUACCCGGACCUGCUGGCCCUGUUUAUCGCCCUGCUGGUCACCGUCAUCAUCGCUCUCGGUGUGCGUAACUCAGUGGGCUUCAACAACGUCCUCAACGUGGUCAACCUGGUGGUCUGGGUCUUCAUGAUCAUCGCCGGACUCUUCUUCCUCUCCGCCAGCAACUGGGAGAGCGGCAACUUCCUGCCCUACGGCUGGUCCGGGGUGAUGCAAGGUGCAGCGACUUGCUUCUACGCCUUCAUCGGCUUCGAUAUCAUCGCAACGACGGGAGAAGAGGCGAAAAACCCAAACACCUCCAUCCCGUACGCCAUCACUGCCUCGCUGGUCACCUGCCUCACUGCCUACGUGUCGGUGAGCGUGAUCCUGACUCUUAUGGUUCCCUACAACCUGAUCGACGGCUCGGCUCCUCUCAUGGAGAUGUUCGCAGUGCACGGCUUCCUGUGGGGGAAAUACACCGUGGCUGUGGGCUCCAUAGCCGGACUCACGGUGUCUCUGCUUGGCUCUUUGUUCCCCAUGCCCAGAGUCAUCUACGCCAUGUCCCGGGACGGACUGCUGUUCAGGUUCUUGUCACAUGUUUCUGCGCUCACGCACACUCCCGCGGCGGCGUGUGUGGUGUCGGGGAGCUUCGCAGCCGUCCUUGCCCUGCUGGUGAGCCUCAGAGACCUGAUCGAGAUGAUGUCCAUCGGCACCCUGCUGGCCUACACUCUGGUCAGCGUGUGCGUGCUCUUACUGCGCUACCAGCCCGACGAACAGACCGACACGCACCAGUUUAACGCCGGGGAGGACGUGGACGGGUUGAAGCACCAGGACGACAGGGCUGUCCACACCAAAGACGACCAGAUGCUGAUUGAAGGCUCAGACGGCGAUGGCUCGUCGUCCUACCACGCCGGUGGGGCUGAAGGAGAGGGCGAUGACUCUGAUUUCCACACAGGCCAUGCCUCGCUGCUGAAAAGGCUUCUGGGAGGUCAUUACUACACCCUGCGGCUGAGGCUGGGAAUGCCAGACGCGUCGGCCCGGCCCACCCCGGCCACUGGACGCAUUGUGACCCGAUGCACCCUCCUCCUCUUCCUCAUGUCCUUCCUCCUCUGGUCCACUGUCAUAUUUGGCGUUGAGCAGGGAACAGGUGCCGGGGCCGUGUUUUCAGGCCUCAUGGCCACACUGAUGGCGGGGUCCAUGGCGAAGCUUUUAAUUCUGAUUAUCCAGCAGCCAGAGAGUGGGCGGAGACUGCCCUACAUGGCGCCCUGUGUGCCCUUUGUCCCUGCGGCGGCCAUAUUGGUCAACAGCUACCUCAUGCUUAAACUGUCUCCUCUCACCUGGGCCAGGUUCACUGUCUGGUGCUUCAUAGGUUUGUUGAUCUACGGUUGUUACGGAGUGUGGCACAGCACGCUGGAGCUGAACGCCCGGGAGCAGCAGGCACACGCCAGCUCCUACCAGAGCUACUACGACCACCUCGAUGACACCUUCGCCCCCGAUGACAACCUUUACCCCCAGGAGCAGGACGAGAGACCCUACCAGGGCUGGUCUGCCCUGGAGGAGAGGGGAUAUCACUCCCAGCAGCACAGCGAGUACCAACAGGAGAACCAGAAUGACGACCAGCAGCAUCACAGGCAGUAUGAGGAUGAUGGUGACCAGCAUGGAUACCAGUCCGGGCCAGGAGGCCAGUAUAGUAGGAGAGGCAGCAGGUCCAGGGGACAGACCAAUCAUGGCUUUGAUGCGGGCGAAGGGGAGGACUGA